This is a messenger RNA of Cephus cinctus (wheat stem sawfly), 2508 nucleotides long. RefSeq names its product SWI/SNF-related matrix-associated actin-dependent regulator of chromatin subfamily A-like protein 1 (gene Marcal1). NCBI's taxonomy places the organism in Eukaryota, Metazoa, Arthropoda, Insecta, Hymenoptera, Cephidae. The record is from RefSeq and is a predicted model, not a curated record. Gene Ontology annotation, biological process: replication fork processing; DNA repair. Gene Ontology annotation, cellular component: nuclear replication fork. Gene Ontology annotation, molecular function: ATP binding; ATP-dependent chromatin remodeler activity. Bases 274 to 2430 code for a protein of 718 amino acids. The transcript has 13 exons.
UAUUUUGAUAGCUGAAAGAUCGAACCAGUUCGAACCAUCCAGAACCAUCGAACAAACGUGCCUCGUAGUGUAUCAGUUUUUGGCGUAUUUCUUAUUUUUGAUUAAAUUUCUAUACGCUAGAAUGUAGAGCAAAAAUUAAUUGUUAGAUCCUUUCAGAUAUACAAUUAUUGCUAUGUCCGAAAUUAUUGCAUUGCAGGCACACAAUGUUCAGAGGAAGAAAUUGAGAGGAAGCGUUUGCUUGCUCUGCAGCGUAAGCAACGUGCCCAGCAAAACAUGAGGGUUAAUAAUGUAGGAGCUGUGGCACUUUCUAUUAGUCCUAUUACUGCAAGCAUGGUUUCAAAAGAUACUAUGAAAUGUAAUCCAAGCAGUCCAUUUGUGUCUCGUUCGAAAUUUCCCUCGUAUCGGUUUGAUCCAAUUAAUGGGAAAAAUUCUGCUAGUCAUAAACCAAUUAAUGCACAAACGUUUUUUGGGAACAAGAAAGAGUUUCCACCAGAUGAAACUAAGAUCACUGCUGAAUUUUAUAUGAUCAGCAAGACAAGAUUUGCUAUCAAUAUUUAUCCCUUUUUUCAACCUCUGAUUGAGACUGUAAAGACCAUUCCUAGUAAAACUUAUGAUUUGUCAUCAAAGAUAUGGAAUUGUCAUUUGAAUGAUUAUGAAACAUUAAUAGGAAAAAUUACACGCGACCAUUCACAUGUGCGUGUGACUCCUAUACCAAAAGUUGUUAUCAAGACCCUUAGACAAUAUAAAGACUCAGAAAAGAAAAAUUUUGAAAAAGAUUUGUCAUCGAUAGAUCCAAAACUACUAGAAAUUCUGAUGCCUUUUCAACGUGAUGGCAUUUGUUUUGGAAUUGAAAGAGGUGGCAGGUGCAUGAUAGCUGAUGACAUGGGAUUAGGAAAGACAAUACAGGCAUUGGGUAUAGUCCAUUAUUAUAAAGAUGACUGGCCUCUUUUAAUAGUGACACCAUCCUCGGUCAGGUAUCAGUGGUCUGAAGCAAUUUUCAAUUUUUUGCCUUCCGUACCCACACAGUAUAUACAUCAUUUCACAAGUGGAAAAGAUUUCAUAGAUGAUGCUAAAAUUGUUAUAGUUUCAUAUGACUUAUUAGGUAGAGCCAUAAAUACAUUUGAGAGAGGAAAUUUUCCUACAAUAAUUCUAGACGAGUCGCAUGUUGUAAAAAGUGCAAAAACUGCUAGAACGAAAGCUGUGCAAAAAAUUGUGGCCCAGAGUCGUCACGUAAUUUUACUAAGUGGGACACCAGCACUUUCUCGCCCAAUGGAAUUAUACUCACAAAUUUCUUUAAUCUGGCCUCAUUUCAUGGGAUUUCACGAAUACGCUGUCAGGUAUUGUGCUGCUGUUAAGGGAAACUUUGGUUGGGAUUAUUCAGGAUCCUCGAAUCUGCAGGAGUUGCGAAUCUUCUUGGAAGUUCGUUGUUUGUUGCGAAGAUUAAAAAGUGACGUACUAAAGCAACUUCCGUCAAAGAUAAGGCAAGUCAUAAUGUUAGAUCCUCUCCUGAUAGAGUCAGGUACUAAAGAGAUGAAACAAGCAAUUAAGAAUUAUGAGAAAAAGAGUAUAAAAGGCACAGACAGGCACAAUGCGCUGCUUCAAUAUUACUCAGAGUCAAGUAGAGCACGCUUGCCAGCUGUUCGUGAUUAUAUCUCCAAUCUGUUAACCUCCAACAAGAAGUUUCUUAUAUUUGCUCAUCAUCAAUGUGUCCUAGAUUCAAUAAGCGAAUUGGCAGAAGAGAAAAAGAUCAAAUACAUAAGAAUCGAUGGAAAAACGACAUCAGAGCAACGAAAAGCACUCGUAGAUAUUUUUCAAGAGCGCUCCGAAUACUUAGUUGCAAUUUUAUCAAUAACUGCAGCAAAUGCUGGUGUCACCUUGACAGCAGCCCAAUUGGUAAUCUUCGCUGAAUUGUUCUGGAAUCCUGGAAUUCUUUGUCAAGCUGAGGAUCGUGCCCACAGAAUUGGCCAGGAUGGUAGCGUAAUAAUUCGUUACCUCAUAGCAAAGAAUACAGUGGACGAUCACUUAUGGCCUAUGAUACAAAGGAAAAUGGGAAUACUAAAUGCAGCUGGUCUGAAUCAGAAUAUCUCAUUCAGUGAUGUGGACGUUGUUAAUCACGAGGAUACGAAUCAGACUCGUCUGGAUGCAUUUGUCGUAAAGAGUCCUCCAAAAAGUUCUACCAACGCCACCACGUCAUCUUCGAGUGAAUUAAACGAUUCGAAAGAACUGCAAUGGGUGGAUGACCUGGAGGAAUAUCUCGAGGAUGAGCAUUCAACGAAAAUCGAUGUAACCGCUAAAAAUGUUAAUGAACCCGAUAAGAAUGUGCCUUCGAAGAAUGAAUUCCAUCACUUAUUAGAAACGGAUGACAUGGAUGACAUAGAUCUAGCCAGUAUUGAUUUAGAUAACAUUACAUCAUACAGUACAAAGCCUUGAAUGUUUUCGAAUUUAUUUUUCGUUACUUUUGUAAUAUAUAAAAAAUGUCUUAAUACUCAUUUGUAUUUCCCGCCAUAA